GGAGGGGAGGAAGUAGAUUGUAGUGUGCUGUGAGCGUGAACUAUGUAUAGAAACUUUUAGUUAAUUCUGGAACGUUCGAGCAUGGCCUUCAAAAUCUUCUCCCCAAACUGAAAGCACAGCAGUUUCUUGAACGUUUUCUUGUUCUAAAUAAACAAUCCUCAAACAGAGCUCAUAUCUUUAUUCUCUCGCUGUCCUCUAAAUCUUUCUCUCCUUUCGUCGAGAACUUCUCUGUUUCUGCAACAAUGAGUCGACACCCAUCAGUCAAGUGGGCACAAAGGUCUGACAAGAUCUACAUAACUAUUGAGCUUCCUGAUGCCAGCGAUGUAAAGCUGAAACUUGAACCUGCAGGAAAAUUCUUUUUCUCAGCUGUGAAAGAUGGAAACCCUUAUGAAGUCGACAUUGAAUUGUUGGACAAAGUAAAUGUAGAGGAGAGCAAGUAUAACAUCGGGGUGAGGCAUAUCGUCUAUGUCAUUCAAAAAGCCGAGAAGAAAUGGUGGAGCAGGCUGAUAAAACAGGAUGGGAAGCCUCCGGUUUUCCUCAAAGUUGAUUGGGAUAAAUGGGUUGAUGAAGAUGAAGAAAAUGAGAGCCAUCUUGAUUAUGAUGAUAUGGAUUUCUCGAAAUUAGACAUGGGUGGCGAUGAUGAUUUUGAUAUGGAUGAAGAAGAACCAAAGGAAAGUCAAGAGGCGGAAAAAGAAGAAUCUGUGGCAGCAGCUGAAAAGGGUGACGCAAAGGAAGAACCCGCUGAACCAGUGGUUGAAGAGGCUAAGGCUUGACUGCAUCAAGAGGUAGCAAUGGUGGCAAAUCGACUACCACAAAGAACUCCAUAUUUUGGUUCGUUGGUUAUCCUUGCGUUCAAUAUUGUAUGUGGAAAAGGUCUAGGCUAAGACUUCUAUGUGGUUUGAUUGAUCAUUAGUGGUGUGUCUGUACAAAAACAUGUUUAAGUUGUAUUCAGUUUCAAUGUUGCAUUUUGUAGGUGACCCUUAUUCAGAUUUUGGAAUAUGGUUGUUAUAUAUGGCUAUCCUAUCCUUUUUCCUUGUGUUUAUAAUUUUGCAAGGAACUGUUCUACA
Amaranthus tricolor (Joseph's coat) is the source of this 1067-nucleotide messenger RNA. RefSeq names its product co-chaperone protein p23-1-like. Gene Ontology annotation, cellular component: nucleus; cytosol. The transcript has 6 exons. The coding region runs from base 243 to 773 and encodes 176 amino acids. Gene Ontology annotation, molecular function: Hsp90 protein binding; protein-folding chaperone binding. The record is from RefSeq and is a predicted model, not a curated record. NCBI's taxonomy places the organism in Eukaryota, Viridiplantae, Streptophyta, Magnoliopsida, Caryophyllales, Amaranthaceae. Gene Ontology annotation, biological process: chaperone-mediated protein complex assembly; protein folding.